AUGUCUGGGGACGGCGAGCGGGCGUCGCGCCCGAACUCGCUGGUUCUGGAAGCGCCGUCGCCGGAGCGCGAGCCGCUGCACUUCGACGUGCAGCUGGUGGGCGCUCCACCCGAAGUCGAGCAACUUGUCAACAAUAUCAAGCAAGUCGCCGAAGACUUCCUUUAUCACUGGAAAACUUUCCCCAUUGUGCUACCACCAUCUCGAUUCACGGGUCCGGGUAACAAGCCGUCGGAUAUAAUUAUAGCGCCCCCGUGCGACGAGAUUGACGCAGCCGCCUUAGAUGCGGGCAUCGAACCUCAGCCGCUGUCUCCGAAGCAACUUCACUCCAUUAGAGAGAAGGGAGAGUUCGAGGUUCCGUCUCGCCACUUCCCGGGGCAGACGCACGUGUGGCGCGUGGCGAGCUGGUUGCAGCGCGGGCGAGUGCGCGCGCGCGAGGACUUCUACCGCCACGUGGCGCGCGCGCUCGCUCUCAUCGUCGUCGUGGCCCGCGACCGACUGCUCCGAGACAAACCCUUCUCUGUCAUCGCCGGCGCCAAAUCAUUCCUCCAAGGCUUGCACAGACUCCUAGACUUUGCUAUUGGCAUGCCAUCGCUUGAAGCUCGAGACCUAGACAAGAAGAUAAGAGAAGAGAGGUCGCGGUACUUAGUAGCAGAACUGAUAUGCAAGCCGGAGCAGCAACAAGACAUCGCGGCGCUGGCGGGCUGGGUGACGCGCGCCAUGCGCCGCGCCGCCUGCGAGAAGAGCGACGGGCGCUCGCUGCCGCGCGGCGCGCCCGCCGUGCCGUGCCUGUACACCACGCCGCAGCGCACGGCCGUGGACCUGCGCCUGUACCGCCGCGACCUGCUGCGCCGCGCCGCCGGCCCGCUGCAGGCGCUGCUGGAGCGCGAGGCGCGCGGCUGGUUCCUGCACUUCCGCGAGCGCCGCGCCGCGCACCUCGCCAGCCAGAAGAUGCCCAUGAAGGACAUCGAGGAGGAGGUGAGCGAGGCGGCCAUGCGCGAGUACGUGUCCCGCGUGUGCGCCGCCGUCAUGGCGAGCGAGGCGCUGGCGGCGCUGGGGCCCGACGUGCCCGCGCUGCUGGCCGCGCAGCUCAGGGCCUCCGCCAUCGUCGCCAGAGCCGAAGAAGACGUUCGGCGAAAGUUAGAAGCCGGCUUAGCGACCGCGGAAGCGCGUCUGCGCGCGUCGCACCCCAUCCUGUCCCGAGCGGACGCGUGGCGCAAGGAGAAGCUGGCGGCGGCGGCGGCGCGGCUGAAGGACGAGCUGCGCUGGGCCAGCACGGAGCAGGCGGCGGCCGGCAUGGCGGCGGCGCGGCUGGCGCAGCACCGGUACUUCGUGCUGCGCGACCUGGCCUUCCUGCGCGAGCGCCAGCCGCUGCUGGCGGCGGAGCUGCGCGCGGCGGUGGGCGCGACGCGGUCGUUCCGCUGGGCGCGGCGCACGUGGCGGCCGGCGCGCUGGCGCGUGGAGCGCCACUUCCGCGGCCGGCGCGAGCGCGUGCCCACGGUGCUGUGCACGCGCGCCACGUCCAUCGUGACGCCGCGCUCGGACCCGUCGCAGCCCGUGUUCCUGCUGGCGCGCGACACCGCCUCCUGCAGCAGCACGCGCUGGCCCGGCUGGCGCCUGCACAACCUGGCCAUGCGCGCCUUCUGCUGGACCUGGAACGUCAUGUUCGUGCUGGCCGUGCUCAUCCCUUGGAGCUCACCCAUCUCGCUGCGCACGCUGGUCUGCGUGAAGCCCUUCGUGCCCGACUACGAGCUCUCCCAGGUGAACGGGACGUUGUUCCCGAAGCGCAGCAGUGAGACGCAGACGAUGUGGUCGCGGCUACUGAACCUGUGGCGGUACGUCUCCAAGGAGAGGACGAGGUUCGACACCGAGCCGGACACUGGUCUGCUGGGCGCGGGCCCGCGCCGCCUGCUGCACCGCGCCUGGACGUACGGCGUGCUGGGCGGCGGCGGCUCGCUGCUGCUGCUGCUGGCGCUGCCGGUGCUGGUGCUGGGCGCGGCGCUGGCGGCCGCCGUGCUGGCGCUGCUGGCGCCGCUGUGGGUGCCGCCGCUGGCGCUGGCCGUGCACGUGUCCAACGCGCUGCUCUACGACAUCGACUGCCCCGACCCCGACCGCCUCAACAGGUUCGCACCGCACUACCUGCCACGACACCACCAACACCACUUGUAG
Messenger RNA from Spodoptera littoralis (African cotton leafworm), 2166 nucleotides. NCBI's taxonomy places the organism in Eukaryota, Metazoa, Arthropoda, Insecta, Lepidoptera, Noctuidae. The record is from the annotation of a GenBank genome assembly.